This is a messenger RNA of Ricinus communis (castor bean), 7130 nucleotides long. RefSeq names its product kinesin-like protein KIN-12C. Gene Ontology annotation, molecular function: ATP binding; microtubule motor activity; microtubule binding. The record is from RefSeq and is a predicted model, not a curated record. The transcript is spliced from 34 exons. Lineage: Eukaryota; Viridiplantae; Streptophyta; Magnoliopsida; Malpighiales; Euphorbiaceae. The coding region runs from base 184 to 6792 and encodes 2202 amino acids. Gene Ontology annotation, biological process: microtubule-based movement.
AUUCUGUUAGCUUCAGCUUUCAAACUUUACUUGCUCUCGCAGAUACUGUCUUCAUCUCUCUCUUUUUCUUCUUUGGCUCCUCAGCGCAACAAAAUCAAAAAAGCUAUCUGUUUCAUUUUUGUUGGAGACAAACCCAUGAAUUCCAGAAUCUUAACCUUCUGCGCUUAGAACCACAGCUUGAGAAUGUCGUCCAGUUCUCGAAAUCCAAAUCCACAAAAUGAAGCAAAUGAGAAUCAAUUUGAGAACUCGCAGAAUUCAGCUCAUUUGCCACCAACGAGAGCACCUCUAAACACAAUUCCAGAUCCAUCUCAGUACCGCAGAGAUAUUUAUGAUUCCGAUUUCGAUUCUAAAGAUAAACUCGAGACAGCUCCAGCUGGUAGGUUAAUUGGAACUUAUGGAACACCUAGGGUCUCAACGCGUCAAGGGAAACAGCUUUCAGCGAGGAGUGGGUCAAGAGCUUCUCUAGGUGGUUAUUCUAGAAGUGCUACACAUUUUACUAAGGGAAAAGAUGCGAGCUCUACUCACAGGCUUUCAAGAGGGCUUGCUGUUGAUUUUUCAGCUGAAACUCCGCAUUUUGACCUUGAUAAAGAUCCCUCAUUUUGGGCGGAUCAUAAUGUACAGGUUUUGAUUAGAAUUCGUCCACUCAGUAACAUGGAGGCUGUUUCACAAGGUUAUGGUCGCUGUUUGAAACAAGAAAGCUCACAGACCUUACUGUGGCUUGGUCAUCCCGAGACUAGAUUCACCUUUGAUCACAUAGCUUCCGAGACCAUAUCACAGGAGAAGUUAUUCAGGGUUAUUGGACUACCUAUGGUGGAAAAUUGCAUGUCUGGGUACAAUAGCUGUAUGUUUGCUUAUGGUCAGACAGGUAGUGGCAAAACCUAUACCAUGAUGGGUGAAAUUAAUCAGAUAGAAGACAAACUCAGCGAAGAUUGUGGGAUUACCGCUCGUAUAUUUGAAUAUUUAUUUUCAAGGAUAAAAAUGGAAGAAGAAAGUAGGAGAAAUGAGAAACUGAGGUUCAGUUGCAAAUGUUCUUUUCUGGAGAUAUACAAUGAGCAGAUAACAGAUCUGCUGGAGCCUUCAUCGACCAAUUUGCAACUUAGAGAAGAUUCAAGGAAAGGUGUAUAUGUUGAAAACCUUACAGAAUAUAACGUGAAGACUGUUAAUGAUGUCACCAAGCUUCUGUCACAGGGUGCUGCGAACAGGAAAAUGGCAGCAACCAACAUGAACAGUGAGAGCAGCCGUUCGCACAGCGUGUUCACUUGUAUCAUUGAAAGCUGGUGGGAGAAAGAUUCCAUGACCCACUUUAGGUUUGCAAGGUUAAAUUUAGUAGACUUGGCUGGUUCUGAAAGGCAGAAAAGCUCUGGUGCCGAAGGAGGUCGUCUAAAAGAAGCAGCAAAUAUUAACAAAUCUUUAUCAACUCUAGGAUUGGUGAUAAUGUCUUUGGUUGAUUUAGCACAUGGAAAACAUAGGCAUGUUCCCUACAGAGAUUCUCGGCUUACAUUUCUACUUCAGGAUUCUCUGGGUGGCAACUCAAAAACGACAAUUAUAGCAAAUAUCAGCCCAUCUAUGUGCUCUGCUCAUGAAACGCUAAGCACUUUGAAAUUUGCCCAACGUGCCAAACUCAUCCAAAAUAAUGCUAAAGUGAACGAAGAUGCUUCAGGUGAUGUCGGUACUCUUCAGCGACAAAUUCAACUGUUGAAGGACCAACUGUCCUUUCUUAGAAAGCAUCAUAACCUCUCGAUGCCUGUAUCUAGUUGUGUGACAAAUUUUGAAGAAUCCAGUUUGGCUUGUAAUCCCCAAAUAAUUAAUUCAGCAAAAGAAGAAAGAGUAGCUGACAACCACAAUUUAGCUAAUAUUGCAUAUGAGAAGAUGAAAUCCAUGGAAGCUGCUUUAGUUGGUGCACUUAGGAGAGAAAAGAUGGCACAAAAGGAACGCAAGAAGUUAGAGGCAGAAAUUGAGCAUGUAAACCAAUUUGUUUGCCAAAGGGAGGAAGAGCUGCAGCGAACCAAAAUGAUGCUAAGACUUCGAGAGGCAAAAAUCAAGCAUCUGGAGUCUUUAGUGGAUGGUUCAUUGCCUGCUGAUAAUUUUCUCAUGGACGAAAACAAAGCUUUAAAGGAAGAGAUUAUGUUACUUCAAGCAAGAAUUGACAAAAAUCCUGAAUUGACCCGUUUUGCUUUGGAGAAUUUAAGACUUCUUGAGCAGCUUCAUGUGUUCCAGAAUUAUUAUGAGCAAGGAGAACGAGAGACAUUAGUGGCUGAAACCUCAGAAUUACGUGAGCAGCUCUUGGACAUGCUUGAAAGAAAGCUUGAGUUCUCCUCCAGAUAUGAGAAUCAGGAUGAUGCUAUUCUAGAAGAGUUGGUGGAAUGCAGAAAGAUGAAUUCCAAACUGAUGAGAGAAGUUGAAGACCUAAAAGCAGAACUGAAAAAGUACUCGAGCUGUACUCAAGCUGCUUUUGAUACUGUAAGAGAUUCUUUUUCAGAGGAUGCCAAGGAAAUUAGACAUUCAGAUAAAAACUCAUUGGUCGACACUGUAUACACUGAAAGCGACUCUGGAGAUGAGCUGGCAUCUGACAGCCAGGCAUUUCAAGGCAAGCUGGAAAAACUGACUAAAGACCUUGAGCAGGCUAGGUUACUUAACUGCAAAUAUCAAGAGGAUCAGGCAUCACAGUUAUCUCACCAGCAUCAAGUCGAACUAAUCCGUGAACAGGUUGAGACAGAGACCACAAGAACAAUUCUUCAUUUACAUGAGGAGGUUACUAGUCUUCAAUCAGAGCUUAAUGGGAAAUUAUGUUGCAUGACCCACGAAAACAUGAAACUAAGAAACAGCAUAGAAGCUAAAGAGGAAGAAAUACAGAUGCUUUGUGGGGAGUGGGAAAGGGCAACAUUUGAGCUAACAAGUUUCCUUAUAGAAGGUUCAAAAUCCCUUGAAGAUGCCUCAGGUCAGAUUGAAAAUAUGGUUUUUUCAUUUCCUCGAGUAAAUGUUUUUAUUAGAGAACAUGUUGAGAGGGCUGCCAGAGCUUGCAUUGACAAGGAAGAAACAAUUUUACGGCUAGAGAAAAGUGUGGAAGAUGCUCAGAAGAUGGUGAUGGAGAUGGAGCUGAAGUUAAAUUCUUUGAAGGAAGCAACAAUAGCUUUGAAUGAAUUUCCACAAUCAGAUAGUGAUCAAAGCAUAGAAGAGACAAUCAACUUACGCAUGCUGUUGAAGGAGAAGAUCAACAUGAUUAAGCUGCUAGAGCGUCAACUUAAAUGCAAAGAGGAUUGCAUUUUGGAAGCAGAAAAACGUGCUGAUGCUGCAUUCCUGGUUGUGAAAUGGCUAUCUGGUUGUGACAAGGUUUCUCCUAGUAACAACUUUGGAAGAGGUACCCUCACUAUGGAAGAUAUCAAGCUUCAAGUUGGAUUGGAAAGUUUAAUUAUCGAGUCUGAAAAUGCUAUCAAUGAAACUUGUAUGGGUGUACAGGUGCAUAUAGCAGCAAUGCAAAGAGAUAUUUUUGAAGCUUCUACGACAUACAUGAACUGCAUUCACAACUUGGUGAAUGAAAUCCAAGAGAUGAAGAGUAAGUGUAUGGAAUUAAAAGAGCAUCGUAUCAGCUCUCAGUCUUCUACAUUCAAAUUGCAAGCAUUAGAAUCACUUAGAUUUCAACAUUUUGAGAGCGAGCAUAUUCUGCAUUCGUUAAGAGAUGAGCUCGCUAAGGUGAAUGACAGGCUUAAAAUCAUAGAGGAUUCUAUUAGCAGAAAAGUAAGAGCAUAUCGCUAUCCGUUAACGGAAGAAUAUUUAGCAGAAGCAGAUAAUCGGAGUCCUGAUAAUUCUCUGUCAAGCUAUUCCACAUUAGAUUCUGAUUUUUCAAAUGAAAUUGUUUCUCCGGAUAAGUUAAGUGGACUUUCACAUACUUGCUGCUCUGAAUUUUCUGGGGAGAUAACUGAACAGAUGGUUAACCUGAAAUUUCAAAUGGGCUCAUCAGUUGAACCUGGAUCAGAAGAUUUGAAGGAGCUGUUGAAAAAGUCACAUGGGGAUGAAGCGUUGAAAUUCUGCUUAAGAAUGGAAUUGAAUUUGGCAUUUGAUGCUUUCAACAAACUCUAUGCUCAUUUAACCACAAUUCUUGAUGAGAAUAAUAUUGUGGAUAUUUCCCAUCCAGGAGGGAUGAAGAAAUGUUUUGGGUUGAUGAUGGAGAUUGCUGAAGCCUCCGAUCCUAAUAAUGGAAAGGUAGCUUCUAAUGAUAAGGUUAAUCAUGCGAGCACUUUCUUUUGCAAAUUUGAGGAAGCUCGUGCAACAAUGAAGGAAGCUGAUCAUAUGUUGAAUGCAUUGCUAAAAGAAAAUGAAAAUGCAAAAGGAUUGAAUUAUAAGUGGAAGCAGGCUAGUGAGCAACUGAUGGUGGAGAAAUCACACUUGAUUGAAGAAAAUGAGCAACUUAAGGCUUUAAUAAAUUUGAAAGAAGAAGAGAACAAAUUACAGCUGGACGAGAACUUUCACGGUCUACUAGAAGUAGCAAAGUCUAUUUCUACUAUUGAGGGAUGUUUUCUGCAAAUGGAAAGAGAAGUGGAUGACAAUUAUAAGGUCCUAUAUUCAGAUCUCUUAUGCAUGGGAAAAGAGAUGCUUCAAUUCAUUUGCAACUCAAGAUCAUUGUUAGAAGAUAUAUUCUCUGAGAUAAUGGAGAAGGAAUUUGCUCACUCUGUCGUAUAUCAAUGUGUUGUAGGAGAGAUUAAUCACAAAAUUCCAAGGUUUGGUGUACAAUCUGAAAUCCCGUCAUUUGGACAACAAGAAUGCCAUAUAAAUAUUUCACAGAACGUUUGCACUAGUAGUCAAGAUGAUAUUAUUAUUACUAAUAAGAAGGUUGCAGAGGCAGAGGAACUGAUCUCAGACUUGGAAGAGGGAGGGCUGGGUCUAUCAUAUGAAGAUAUGAUGUAUGAGAAAUUAUCCCUGAAGAAAGAACUAGAAAGGAAAGAAAUUUUAUUGAACGGUUUGCUUUUUGAUUUUAGUUUGCUUCAAGAAGCAGCCUCGGAAAGAAAGGAUAUAAAAGAUGAAACUGAAAAGCUAAUUUUAGCUAUGAGUGAAGUUCGACAUGAGCUAGAGAUGAAAACAAGUCAGUUUGAUAACCUGUUGGUUCGGUAUGGAAAAGUUGAAGGCCAUCUGGCGGAUACAGAAAAUGCUUUGUCUAUAUCAAAUUCUGAUCUUGCGCAUGCUAAGGAAAGAAUAGAUACUUUGUCAGACCAAAAUGCUGAGUUAAGAAUGCUUCUAAAAGAUCUCUAUCUCAAAAAAUCUGAAGCUGAAGAACAACUGGAAGAACAAAAGGAGAUUAUUAGAGUUCUGGAAAAGGAAAUCAUUCACUUAACUUCAUCUGUUGAGCAAAAAAUAUGUUCUUCAGUUGAAGACAUGAAAGAAGAAUUGAGGAAUGCCACUAAUGAGAGAGAUCAACUCCAGGAAGAAAUUUGUUCUUUGAAUGAUCAGCUUGAGAUGGCCUAUGCAUUAGCUGAUGAAAAAGAAGCUAUCGCUGUUGAAUCUCGACAGGAAUCGGAGGCAAGUAAGAUUUAUGCUGAACAAAAGGAAGAGGAGGUCAAGAUCUUAGAAAAUUCUGUUGAAGAGCUUGAGUCUACCAUCAAUGUGUUGGAGAAAAAGGUGUAUGAAAUGGAUGAGGAGGUAGAAAGACAUCGAAUGAUUAGAGAGUCAUUAGAACUGGAACUCCAAGAUUUAAGACAGAGAUUGUUGACGGUUGAAAACUUCACUGACAUUGUGGAUUCUGGAAAUACAAUUUCUGUACAGAUCGAAGAUCCCAUAUCUAGGCAUUUAAAUACUAAAUCAUUGGAACUCCACGAGGCACAUAAUCAGAUAAGACUUCUCAAGAGGGACAUUGCAGAAAAGGAUGAAGAGAUCAAGCAGUGCAAAGAGUACAUCUCCGAGCUCGUAUUGCAUUCUGAAGCCCAGGCAUCACAGUACCAAGAGAAGUACAAGAAUUUGGAAGCCAUGGUACAUGAGGUUAGGACAAAUUCGGUGAGUUCAGCAUCAGCAGCAGCAACAUUGGAUAAAAGUGAGAAAAGCUCCGUGAGGACAAGGGGCUCAAGCUCACCAUUCCGAUGCAUUUCAAAUUUGGUCCAGCAGAUGAAUUUAGAGAAGGAUCAUGAAUUAUCAGUGGCAAAGCUUCGUGUAGAAGAGCUAGAAGCAAUGCUGGCUAGUCGGCAAAAGGAGGUAUGCGUGCUACAUGCAAGACUGGCUGCAGCAGAAAGCAUGACACAUGAUGUCAUUCGUGAUUUACUCGGGGUCCAAUUGGACAUGAACAAUUAUGCAAACAUAAUUGACCAGCUCCAAGUUCAAAAAUUAGUGGAGGCAGCUCAUCAGCAUACAGAAGAGUUCAAUGCAAAGGAGCAAGAAAUCCUUAACUUAAGGAGACAAAUUAAUGAUCUCAUGGAGGAAAAAGAGAGCUGCAUAUCAGAAACAAAUGCGAAAGUAGCAGAUCUACUUGCUGCUGAGAUGAGACUGGAGCAACUUCAGGACCGGGAUCAGUUGCUUUCUGCACAAAACGAAAUGUUGAAGAUGGACAAAACCAACCUUCUGAAGAGAGUUGCAGAGCUGGAUGAAAUGGUGAAAACCCUUUUAGGAACACAAAGUACCCGACAGCAAAUUCAACGAACAAAAACUAAGGAGAAGGGUACGCUGACGAUGGAGAAUGGCAAUUUAACUAAGAGGCUAGCACACUCCGAAAAGCUUCUUUCCCUUGUUAAUAAUGAACUUGCGCAGUAUCGCAAAUCUGGUGGCAAUUAUCCACACUUCGACUAUGGACACAGCUCCAGUUCUAGAAGAUGAUAUUUACAGCAAGCAGAGGGGAGGGGUAAAACAAGAGAGACGAAUGUUCUAAGGCCCGGGGUGGCAUGUGAAAAUCUUGCAACCGUCUGAUAGCCAAAAUACCAGAAAGCAACACAAUAUAAUAACUGGAUUCUUCCACUGCCUCCAGGUUUUCGUAUGACAAUCAUAAAUUCUGCACAACAAUUUGUAUAGUUGUUUCCUGUAAAUGUUUUUACAUUAUUUUCUCUUGAAAGUUUGUCCACAAGUUGAGCUGUUAAUUCCUGUUCGUAAAUGUUUCCUCUUGACCGUACUAUGGCAAAGCAACUUCAUUGUUCUAUACACGAAACUUUCUGCUUUAA